Messenger RNA from Indicator indicator, 1075 nucleotides. RefSeq names its product leucine rich repeat containing 59 (gene LRRC59). The record is from RefSeq and is a predicted model, not a curated record. The transcript has 7 exons. Gene Ontology annotation, molecular function: protein binding. Bases 1 to 921 code for a protein of 306 amino acids. Lineage: Eukaryota; Metazoa; Chordata; Aves; Piciformes; Indicatoridae.
AUGUCGCGGGGCGGCGGGAAGGGGCUGAGCCUGAAGGACAAGCUGGACGGUAACGAGCUGGACCUGAGCCUCUGCGACCUGAACGAGGUGCCGGUCCGGGAGCUGGCCACUCUUCCAAAAGCUACUAUAUUGGAUUUGUCCUGUAACAAUCUCACUUCCUUGCCGUCAGACUUCUGCAGUUUGAUGCAUCUGGUGAAACUGGAUUUGAGUAAAAAUCGGCUUCAGCAGCUGCCCUUGGACUUUGGCCGCCUGGUCAAUCUGCAGCACCUGGACCUUCUGAACAACCGUUUAGUCACCCUGCCAGUCAGCUUUGCACAGCUCAAGAAUCUGAAAUGGCUGGAUCUGAAGGACAAUCCGCUAGAUCCUGUCCUUGCUAAAGUAGCAGGAGACUGUCUGGAUGAGAAGCAAUGUAAACAGGCUGCUGUCAAGGUACUGCAGCACAUGAAGGCAAUCCAGUCUGAGCAGGACCGACAGCGGCAACAGAAGCUCCAAGCAGAGCGAGAAAUGGAGAAGAAGCGUGAAGCAGAACAGCGAGCAAAAGAGGCUCAAGAGAGGGAACUGAGAAAGCGUGAGAAGGCAGAAGAGAAGGAACGCAGAAGACGGGAGUAUGACGCUCAGAGAGCUGCCAAACAGGAGAUGGAAAAGAAAACUAAAAAAGAAACUGUGCAGCCCCGAAAGCCUGCCUCCAGUUCCCGGCCACCUCAGCGUCCCCGGCACAGGCACUCCUGGUCACGGUCUGUGCUUCGGGUCCUGCUCUAUGUGCUGCUGUCUGUGCUCCUCGCUGUGGCUGCCUGCAAGCUGACAGAGCUGCGGCGUCAGCCCCUGUGCAUCAGCAUCAGCACUCUCUUCGAGGAUGUGGUAGCUGCCCUGCAAAACCACAAAACCCUGCAAAAUAUGCUCCAACAGAACUCACAGCAGUGAUUGUCCUGGAUGGGCACCUGCUUUGUCAGCAUCUCCCUCCACCAUCUAUGCAGCCAGAAUUCCUAUGGAAUUGUGUCCUGAUGAAACUGCUUUUAAUCAGUCAGCAUUGGUUUGCUGGUCCACUCCACACAGAGGAGUUACUAUUCAGAUCAUC